AUGAUGGUGCUGUCCUCUACCACUGCUGAAGAAGCAAGAAAAGAACUGGCUAAAUAUGUGGCGCUUCUCGGCGAUGAAAUGCUUUCUCGGCGAGAUCAGCACAUCUCAUUGAUCGUGGAUGCCACAUGUCUGGACUUCAUUUUGGUUGAAGAAGCAGAUAGUGACCAAUUCCUUCGUUUGGCUCUUUGCUGUUCGGCGGUGAUUUGCUGUCGAUGCACUCCUGUUCAGAAGGCAGCAAUGACCCGUCUUGUGAAAGCAAACGUCUGCGGAGCGGUGUUGGCGAUUGGUGAUGGCGCUAAUGAUGUCGCAAUGCUACAGGAGGCUGACGUAGGUGUUGGUGUUGCCGGCCAAGAGGGUAUGCAAGCAGCUCUGGCGUCUGACUACACCAUCAGCCAGGCUUUCUAUACAUACAUGAAUGGGCACAGUGUACAGACGGCAGCAGAUGAAUGGACUGUACUCUUCUUCAAUAUGUUUUUUACAAGGCAAGUGUAA
This is a messenger RNA of Cooperia oncophora, 492 nucleotides long. The record is from the annotation of a GenBank genome assembly. Lineage: Eukaryota; Metazoa; Nematoda; Chromadorea; Rhabditida; Trichostrongylidae.